AGGAGCCUCCCUCUCGUCCCACACUGAGUCAAGAUGUUCUCCACCUGGAAAAGAUCAAUGUUCCUGUCUUUUCAUGAGGACCCUGUGCCCACCACAGCCUCUUUUAGCACGGAAAUGCUCAACAUCACCUCGCAAGUCCUCCUGCCGGCUCUCAACGGGACGGUGCCCAGCACCUGCGUCUUCUCCGACUGGUGGAACUGGCUUAACACCAUCCAGGCCCCCUUCCUCUGGGUGCUGUUCGUGCUGGCCGCCCUCGAGAACAUCUUUGUCCUCAGCAUCUUCUGCCUGCACAAGACCAGCUGCACGGUGGCCGAGAUCUACCUGGGCAACCUGGCUGUGGCGGACCUGAUCCUGGCCUGCGGGCUGCCCUUCUGGGCCAUCACCAUCGCCAACAACUUUGACUGGCUCUUUGGGGAGGUCCUCUGCCGCGUGGUGAACACCAUGCUCUACAUGAACCUCUACAGCAGCAUCUCCUUCCUCAUGCUGGUCAGCAUCGACCGCUACCUGGCCCUGGUGAAGACCAUGUCCAUGGGCCGGAUGCGCGGGGUGCGCUGGGCCAAGCUCUACAGCCUGGUGAUCUGGGGAUGCACGCUCCUCCUGAGCUCGCCCAUGCUGGCCUUCCGGACCAUGAAGGAGUAUCGGGACGAGGGCCACAACGUCACAGCCUGCGUCAUCAUCUACCCGUCCCGCACCUGGGAGGUGUUCACCAACAUCCUCCUGAACUUCGUGGGCUUCCUGUUGCCCUUGGCCGUCAUCACCUUCUGCACAGUGCAGAUCAUGCAGGUACUCCGGAACAACGAGAUGCAGAAGUUCAAGGAGAUCCAGACGGAGAGGAAGGCCACGGUGCUGGUCCUGGCCGUGCUGCUGCUGUUCGUCGUCUGCUGGCUGCCCUUCCAGAUCAGCACCGUGCUGGACACGCUGCUGCGCCUGGACAUCCUGUCCGGCUGCUGGGAUGAGCACGUGGUCGACGUCUUCACGCAGAUCGCCUCCUACGUGGCCUACAGCAACAGCUGCCUCAACCCGCUGGUGUAUGUGAUCGUGGGCAAGCGCUUCCGCAAGAAGUCCCGCGAGGUGUUCUGGGGACUGUGCCAGAAAGGGGGCUGCAUGCCGGAGCCCAACAAGAUGGAGAACUCCAUGGGCACGCUCCGGACCUCCAUCUCUGUGGAGCGCCAGAUUCACAAACUGCCAGACUGGGCGGGGAACAGCCAGUGAGGGGGACUCCGCCGGGACCCCUGCUCCUAGGUGCUGGGACGGUGGGAGAGGGGUGCUUCAGGAUAUGUCCAGGAAGGAAUGGAAGGCGUGCCACGGGUGUAAACUUGGG
Messenger RNA from Lontra canadensis (Northern American river otter), 1321 nucleotides. RefSeq names its product bradykinin receptor B2 (gene BDKRB2). Gene Ontology annotation, biological process: smooth muscle contraction; G protein-coupled receptor signaling pathway; vasoconstriction. Gene Ontology annotation, cellular component: membrane. The transcript has 2 exons. NCBI's taxonomy places the organism in Eukaryota, Metazoa, Chordata, Mammalia, Carnivora, Mustelidae. The record is from RefSeq and is a predicted model, not a curated record. Gene Ontology annotation, molecular function: bradykinin receptor activity. The coding region runs from base 34 to 1212 and encodes 392 amino acids.